UGAAAUUUGAACAUUUCCCUCAUAGCUAGAAAUAUUUAAGUAUGAUUCUGGAUACAUUAGAGUUGGAAAUUCGUAAUUUAAAUAAUCUAAAGUAUCAAGAAUUAAGAUUAAAUCCAUGUAAAAUAGUUAGUAUAGCAGUUUAGAUGAGCCAUUCUUGAAAUGACUUCACAACAAUUACGUCUAGUAAAAUGAAGUGGUCAGUUUUUGGAAUUAUUUUAUCCGUGACAUAUUCAACCUGUGCUGUAGAUUUACUAGUGGAUCUUCCAUAUGGCACAAUUAGGGGUAGAGAGCUUGCCACACCUAAUAACAUAUCAUUUAGAGCAUUUCAAGGUGUGCCAUAUGCUGCCGCGCCUGUUGGUACUCUCAGGUUUCAGGCUCCGGAACCACCUACCAAUUGGACUGACAUUAAAAAUACAACCCAAGAUGGAAACAUCUGCUUCUCAGUUAAAAACGAUAGCGACGAUGAGAAUGAAGAUUGCUUAUUCAUCAACAUCUUCACUCCAAUAUUAAGCAAUGCAACUGAAGAAAAAUUUCCAGUUAUGUUAUGGAUUUAUGGAGGGGCCUUUCGAACUGGCUCAUCAAAAUAUGUCAAUUUCGGCCCAGAAUUUUUAUUGGAAAAAAAUGUGGUCGUCGCCACGUUUAACUACAGACUAGGUCCAUUCGGGUUUCUUGCAACGGAAGAUGGAGUAAUUCCCGGAAAUGCAGGACUGAAAGAUCAAGCAGCGGCCAUAAGGUGGGUUCAUGAUAACAUUGGGUUAUUUGGGGGAGAUCCGGAAAAAGUUACACUAUUCGGACAAAGUGCGGGUGGAGCGUCGGUUGGAUAUCAGUUACUUUACAAGAAGAAUGAAGGCUUGUAUCAUGGUGCAAUAUUGCAGAGUGGAAGCCCAUUGAGCUCAUUUAGUUUUAUGGGUGAUAUUAGCGCUAGAGAAUAUGCUUUUGAUCUGGCGUCCCAAAUUGAUGGCGCAGUGGAUUUUGGAAAUGAUACGAAUUCUCUAGUAAGCUUCUUAUUGAAUGCUACAGGACGACAGAUUGAUAAGGCAUCUACUUUAACCACCGUAACCUCUAGACCGUUACCUGUUAUCGAAAAAGAUGUUGAGGGAGCCUUCCUGACAAGGGAAUCAUAUGAAAUUUUGUCCGCUGGUGAUUUCCUUAAAGUGCCAAUUAUGCUGGGCACCACUUCUGAAGAAGAUAUUUAUGCUGCAGAUGAUUUGGAUUCGUACACUACCAAGUUUGAGGAAUAUGAAUCAAAUCAUGCCAAAUUUAUCCCAUCAAAAGGAUUCCACCUAAAAGCUGGAAUAAAUCAAACUUUUGUUGGCGAAGAAAUAUAUGAUAUGUAUUUUACUAACGUAUCAACUGAAGAUAAAUUGGGAUACUUUUUUAGAUACAACAGUGACAACCAAUAUUCAAAACCGGUAAUUAAACAUGCUGAUUUAAGUUCCAAUUACACAACGGUCUACUUUUAUAUAUUUUCUUACGACGGUCUUAUGGGAAAUUGGAAUAUAACUGUACCUGGUGCUGGAUUAGUUGGACAUGGAGAGGAUGACCGAUAUAUUUGGAGAGUAAGAUCCAGCACCUUCACGAAUUAUGACCUAUCAAAGUACCCCGCAAAGGAUGUAUUGGUUCAUGAUAGAGUGAUUACUCUUUGGACUAAUUUUGCCAAAUAUUUAAAUCCUACGCCCAAUUCCACUAAACUUCUUCAAAAUGUUUUGUGGCCUACCGUGAGUAACAACACAUUUAAUUACAUGGAUAUUGGAAAUGAUUUGGUUGUGCGAGCGAACCCGAAAAGUCCUUAUUAUGCUGGUUGGUCCAGAAUUUAUGACCAAUACAAUGAACGUCCAUUUACAAUUUUUUAGAGUGCUAUACCUAUUUCAGUUAUAUUGCAAUUAAUAAAGUUGAUAAUUUUUGAACUAA
Dendroctonus ponderosae (mountain pine beetle) is the source of this 1911-nucleotide messenger RNA. RefSeq names its product juvenile hormone esterase. The transcript is spliced from 11 exons. The record is from RefSeq and is a predicted model, not a curated record. Lineage: Eukaryota; Metazoa; Arthropoda; Insecta; Coleoptera; Curculionidae. The coding region runs from base 189 to 1853 and encodes 554 amino acids.